GCUUGCAUAUAUUCCUCGUCUCUGUUUUUUCUCCCCAACCCCAGAGCACCAGACAGACACAAUCAGUUCCUCUCUCUCUCUCUCUCUCUCUCUCUCCCUCCCAAAACUCAGACACACACAAAAUCGCCAUCGUCUCUGAUCCUCUCUUUCCCCUGCAAUUCCUAGGAGGCUAGGGUUUCCAUGUGCUCGGAUUUCUCCCCCUGGUAAUGCUUCAACGUCCCUCUCUCUUGCUACCGCGGAACUGCCAAUGUACGGACACUCCCACCCCCACGCCCAGUCCAUGACCAUGCCCAACCAGAUCGACGACGAUGACGACGUUUCCGCCGGCGUCGGCGGUGGCGCGGAGUCCAUCGAUAACCCCCACAUCCGCUACGACGCCUCGCACACCCUCGACGACGCCAACGGCGGAGUCGCCGGCGGAGGCGUCGUCGAUGACGUCGGCCACGAUCCCGUCUACGCCGGCGCCGGCCACGAGUUGGUCGUUCACCGCAGCGACGGCAGCAGCCAACUCACGCUCUCGUUCCGCGGCCAAGUUUACGUCUUCGACGCCGUUACCCCUGACAAGGUUCAAGCAGUGUUAUUACUCUUGGGGGGAUGCGAGAUUUCUCCAGGCGCACAAGGUGUGGGGAUUCCAAACCAGAAUCACAGGGGUGUGGUGGACAUUCCGGUGCGAUGUAGUCAGCCUCAAAGAGCCGCCUCAUUAAAUAGGUUCCGGCAGAAGAGAAAAGAGCGAUGCUUCGAUAAGAAAGUGAGAUAUAGCGUCCGUCAAGAAGUUGCACUCAGGAUGCAGCGUAACAAGGGACAGUUUACUUCAAAAAAGUCAGAGGGAGCCUAUGGCUGGGGUAAUUCUCAGGAUUCAGGGCAAGAUGAUAACCCACCGGAAACUUUAUGUACGCACUGCGGCAUAAGUUCGAAAUCCACUCCAAUGAUGCGGCGUGGACCCUCUGGACCAAGGUCUCUAUGCAAUGCCUGUGGGCUUUUUUGGGCAAACAGGGGGACUCUGAGAGAUCUUUCCAAGAAGACCCAGGAUCAACCUCCAACUCCGGCUGAGCAGGGUGAAGGAGACGCUAGUGAUUCCAACUGCGAAACUACCAUCCGAACACACAAUAAUCUUGUCCCGUUUUCUAAUGGUGAUAGCUCAGCUUUAAUGGCUGAGCAAUAAGUUGUCUUGCAGAACAAGCCAAAGUUGUCUGUGGCUUAUUGAAGUAGGUUUCUUCUGGUCAAUUUAACUUGGCUUGCCUCAUCUGAUCUGCAUAUUUGAUAGUGACUUCCUCAAUAUAAGAGGUCUCUCUCUCUCUCUCUCUCUCUCUCUCAUUUGUAAUCUUUGGCUCUAUCCUGGUCAAGAAUCCUAUUUUAAAUGUAUUAGAAUAACUCAAGGAUAUAGCUGGGCUAGUUAUAUAGAGUGUAUGCCCUCCUAUAGCCCUUACAAUCACAUUGAGUAGAAUUUUUGUUUCCCUAUUAAUUGAUAAAAAAAAAAAAA
Messenger RNA from Morus notabilis, 1480 nucleotides. Its product is annotated as GATA transcription factor 25. The transcript has 7 exons. The record is from RefSeq and is a predicted model, not a curated record. Lineage: Eukaryota; Viridiplantae; Streptophyta; Magnoliopsida; Rosales; Moraceae. Gene Ontology annotation, biological process: regulation of DNA-templated transcription. The coding region runs from base 248 to 1162 and encodes 304 amino acids. Gene Ontology annotation, molecular function: zinc ion binding; sequence-specific DNA binding; protein binding.